This is a messenger RNA of Xiphias gladius (swordfish), 2819 nucleotides long. It is a transcript of the gene cep57, whose product is annotated as centrosomal protein 57. The transcript is spliced from 11 exons. NCBI's taxonomy places the organism in Eukaryota, Metazoa, Chordata, Actinopteri, Istiophoriformes, Xiphiidae. Gene Ontology annotation, molecular function: microtubule binding; identical protein binding; gamma-tubulin binding. Bases 347 to 1849 code for a protein of 500 amino acids. The record is from RefSeq and is a predicted model, not a curated record. Gene Ontology annotation, cellular component: centrosome.
GGUUAGAAAGCGACGUGCAUUUGUUUUAUUCAUAGCGCGCCACCGAGCUAUCCGCCCCUCAAAAAUAGCGCUCCCGUUUACGUACGCAGCGCCUGGCGGGCCAGCCUGGGAAAAAUAUGAUUCAGCCACCCCAGAAACCCCGGGUUGUGUGGCUUGCCGAGUGAUGUUUUCUUUUCCCAACCCACAUUAGCGCUGGCAACUGUGGAAACGGCCCUAGCUAGCAAGCUGUAAGUCGUAACUAAAAAUUGUUUGACUAUAGUUUUGUAUUAAGAUAGCAAUAGCAUAUUUUGCAUAAUUGACUCCCUGGUUCAACACAAGCGAGGCAGACUGGAUUGGCUGCAUUUCAAUGGAGACUCUGUCAAAAACAGCCGCUGCCGAUGCUUCGCGGGAGAAGGAGUUCUGUCCUCCACCACCCCCACCCAGUGGAAUAGCACCUGGCAGCCUGUCCCUGCCAUCUCAUAAAGAGUAUCCUGCUCACCGUCCCUUCAUCAACACACUUGUGCAUCACACACCCCAGGCACGCACACAUCAGUCAUGUCGCCCAUCAUUACCCAGCAAGGCAUUCCCAGAGACCAGCAGUGCAGCGAUCUUAUCUGCUUUGAGGAACCUCCAGGAUAAGAUCAGGAGGUUGGAGUUGGAGAAAGGACACGCAGAACUUGGUCCGCAAACUGUAGGCAAAGACGCACAACACACACAUCUGCAGAGUGGGAAAGUCACACAGAGACUCUUAAAUAAUCAGACAGACACAGAGAGACAAAUGAGGGACCCGUCCAACUGUAACCAAGUGUUGAUCACCCACCUUGCUGCUGCCGAGUCUCGCUGUGUGAAGCUGGAGCGACAGCUGGAUCACAUGAGGAGGAUGUUGCGCAAUGCGAAGGCAGACAGGAACGGCCUGGUCAAACAACAGGUUUCCACAGAUACAGCCAAGUUAGCUGAUCGACAGACUGACAGAGUGUCUGAGCAUGCCCAGUUGGAGAAGCUGGAGCGACUGGAGCAGGAGUAUCUCAGGCUAACACGCACACAGAACAAUGCUGAGAUGAAGAUUUGUGAGUUAGAGAGGAAACUGCAGGAGGAGGAGCACCAGAGAAAGCUCAUCCAGGAUAAGGCCAACCAGAUACAGACAGGUUUGGAGGCCAAUAGGAUCCUGCUGCAGUCAGUGUCACCUGGCCUGUCCACCACACAGUCCAAAGAGAAGUCCAACUCAAAGAAAUUUUCACCACAGCAGUCGACCUACACACAGCCACACUAUAGACUGAGCCUCAGAGACGUGCCUUUUGUUGCUGGAACGUCAGUAGGCUGCAGCCACUCAGUCAGAGCAAACGUACAGUCAGUUUUGUCUCUCCUGAAGCGACACCAGCCACGCCUCUGCAACAGCCGCGUCCUCUCUAACAACGCCGACAGCUCUGAGACAGUUAACCGCAGGCAUUCAGACAGUUUCUCUUCUUCCUCCUCCACUAGUGGGGAGGAGCUGUCAGAGCUGCUGCAAGCUCUACAGGAGGAGCUGCGACUCAUGAGCAUGGAGCAGGACGAGUUGACGAGGCAGUUGGAGGACGGUGUGUCGGAACAGGAAAGAAGAGAACUUCAGAGGGAGCAGGAGAGGCUGCUGCUGAAAAUGGAGAGGAAGGGAGAGCAGAUCAGUAAGCUCUGCAAACACAAAACCCAGAUAAAGAAGUUAAGAAAGGAAGCCGUUUCUAGGCGUAACAGUAGGAAUGAGGUAAGAGUUACUACCACAGUGUCCACAAGAGGCCGCUCUGCUGGAGCAGUCAAAAUCAGACCAGGCGAGAGAAGCAAGAGGAAUCUGAGGCUGCUGAGGGAAAUGAAAGCUCUGCAGACCUCACUACGGACCUGAAACUCACCAGGACAUAAAGGAAGCAAAUAAGAUUAAUCUUGUUGGUGCUCUCUUACCUACCUAUGACCAUUAUUUCACCAUCAGCAGAACCACUGACUGAAAAACCACUACAUGAACGCAACAGACAAGCUUUUGUAAAACAAGUGUCUAUUCAUGAGCAUUCGACCAAUGACCCCUUGAGAAGAAUAUAUUUUUAAUAGGAACAAAAACAGUAAAUGUUUUUGUUCCUGAUAUAACGCAUCUAAAAAAUCUGUGUAUUGUAAACCAGACCUAAGUUGUCACUACCAGUCUAACUAAAAAAGCACUUUGUCAAAACAAGAUUAUUUUAUUGUUUGAUUAGUCAUCCUAGUGUCCAAUGGCUGUUCAGAACAUUUUAAAGAGUGAGAGGGCUUUAAAUGAUAGAAAAUUUGCUCUUUACAAAUAUCAUUAAAGAAACUGUGUUUUUGUUCCCUGGAGGACACUGACUCAAACAUCUGCCUGGACUAAUUUUUUUUAUUUUUUAUUUAUUUUAUUUUAUUAUCGAUUUUUAAGUCUUUUAGCAGCAGAGGGCAUGAACGUUCAUAAUCGCAGCUUAGCUAUCUGUCUAACUGAACAUCGAGUGCGUGCCUGAAAAAUUUUAUUGUAAUGGAUAACCUGGACUUAAAGAGUCCCAGAAAAUUACCAGAUGUAAAGUUUCAUAGUAGUAAAACAUUUCUGGGUUUGCUUGAUAGAUACAGAUUCUCACAUUUCAUACAAAGUGGACGCAGCAGCCAUUGGUAGUGUAUAGAAAACUGCAAUGAUGAAACAGAGGGGUUCAUAUUUCUGCAAUUUGAUUAGCGUAAUGAUGUGCGGAAGGAACUCCCUGUGUGUGUGUGUGUGUGUGUGUGUGUGUGUGUGUGUGUGAAUGCAGACAUAAUAUUUGUAAUUAUUUCUACAAGUAUACAGUAUGUAGGAAGAUUUCGUUACCUUUUAUAAUCAUGGGUAGCUUAUU